Molecule: messenger RNA, 1678 nt
Organism: Dermacentor andersoni
Lineage: Eukaryota; Metazoa; Arthropoda; Arachnida; Ixodida; Ixodidae
Product: tRNA (guanine(6)-N(2))-methyltransferase THUMP3-like
Biological process (GO): tRNA methylation
Molecular function (GO): tRNA (guanine) methyltransferase activity; RNA binding
Source: RefSeq, a predicted model, not a curated record
GUGCCAGCAUGUGCCAUGAUGUGCCAGGCCGAGGUCAAUCCAGAGAUUCGAAACCGCAUUGGUUUGAAAAUGGCCGCCACGUCUGACAGCAACAUGGAUAGCAGCAUGCCCGACGGCGUGGAAACCGAAGUAUGCGAAACCAGCUGCGACGGUGCGUCGACCGCGCCAGCGGGCGCGCACACGUUCGACGCAGUCUGCCGGAUCGAGGCGACCGUGGUUACAGGGCUGGAGCACAUUGCACGCGACGAAUGUACCGACAAGCUGGGCGUCCGUCCAGAGACGGCGCGCGGCCGCGUAUUCUUCGACCUGCCUGUCGACCGAGUCACCGAGGUGUGGCACCUUCAAGGCGUGGACAACCUCUAUGUGGUGAUUGCAACGUUUUCGAGCAUGGAGGUGCCGUCGUCCAAGGAGGAAAUGGAAGCAGCACUUGUUCCACUAGUGGAGAAGAUGCGCUGGGAGACAGGCUUGGAGGUCUGGAGGCGGAUGCACCCAAGUGCCAAGUUUGAACUGGCCGAUUUCUUCCACCAACGCCAGAAAGAGCCUGACAGCGGUGCUGGUGAUGAGAAAGAGACCAACAAGAAGGAAGGCCCCAAGUUUCGGGUGACCUGCCAUCGGUCGGGCGAGAAUCACAAGUUCACCUCAAUGGAGGCGGCGGCCGUGUUCGGGGGUGCGGUGAACGACUUCUUUGGCUGGGGCGUGGACAUGCGCAACUAUGAUCUGGAAGUGGUACUGCACGUGGACCCUGGCUGCGUGUACGUCUGUCUGACAUUGACCCAGGCCAGUCUGCACCACCGGCACUUGGAGCACUUUGGACCCACUAGCCUUCGCUGCACUAUUGCGUACAACAUGCUCAGGCUGUGUGAUCUGAAGCCGAGUGACAUAGUGUGCGACCCCAUGGUUGGCGGAGGGUCCAUUCCACUGGAGGGUUGUGUGAAUUGGCCGCAGACUGUUUUUGUGUGCGGCGACAACCACCCCUUAGCUGUGCAGCGCACAUAUGACAACCUAUCUGCACUCAACGAAAAGCGUGCCAAGGCAAGUCCCGAGGGCAGCGGCCAGCUGUGCUUGGACGUGUGCCAGUGGGAUGCAUGCUCUUUGCCGUUCAAGACUGCUUCUGUUGAUGUCUUCAUCACUGACCUGCCUUUCGGCAAGCGAAUGGGCUCUCGACCAGACAACCGGAUGCUGUACCCCAGGCUGCUGCAGGAGCUGGCUCGAGCUGCCCGUCCUCGCACUGGGCGAGCAGUGCUCCUCACUCAGGACAAGAAGAGCCUGUCCCUGGCCGUGGGGCGGCUGGGCCGGCUGUGGAGGCAGUUGAGAGUGCACGGUGUCAACGUGGGCGGCUUGGCAGCGGCCAUCUACGUUCUGCGGCGCACUGACGUUGCCCUGUGAGGCCACUGGCUACUCCAACUGCCACUGCCGACUUAUUUGACAGGAAGGCUACCAGUCAAGGCAACCUGCUGGUUCAACGACUUCCUAUGUGCGACACAAGGGCCGUGUGUGCAUUCAGCGUGACAAGCCACAAAAGAGUUGUGACAAUCAGUGACUCUUUCUUUGUUCCCGCUCUGCUCCUCUCAAAAACACGAGGAGGGCUAGUGUACGGGUUGCGUGUCAGCAGCCUUGUAGAUGUUAAGAGGACAAGUUCAUGUUUGCUUUUGGUGUGCAGUAAAACUUGCCAACUUGC